Paramuricea clavata is the source of this 14916-nucleotide messenger RNA. The record is from the annotation of a GenBank genome assembly. NCBI's taxonomy places the organism in Eukaryota, Metazoa, Cnidaria, Anthozoa, Malacalcyonacea, Plexauridae.
AUGAAAGCUUUAAUUUUAGUCGGCGGGUAUGGCACUCGAUUGCGUCCUUUGACACUUUCCCAACCGAAACCUCUCGUAGAAUUUUGUAAUAAACCUAUGAUGCUGCAUCAAGUUGAAGCUUUAGUACAGGUUAGAUUGUUAUCCACAACUAACGUUUAUAUUUUUGUUGCUUUUGUUAGCCAAAGUAUUGAUUCGAUCGAGGCAUUUGAUAUGAAAAUAUAAAGGUUCAUGUACAGGGUUUUUUAUAGCCGUUUGUAAAAAUUGUUUACAUAAAAUAUAGUUUAUAGUUGUAUGAAGGUAUUAUUUAUUUAUAUUAUAUUGUAAAUAUAAAGUUUGAAUGGGAAAAAGUAAAGAAAUUAUUAUAUUUUCCCAAUUAUUAAAAUUAUAGAUUAUAAGAUUAGCAUUUUUAAAUUAAUAGUAAAUAUGCCACUUAUUGGCAAGUAUUAAACCGAUUUUGAAUGAUUUAAUGCUUCUGCAAAUGUCAUGCAAUUAAUUUACACAUGUUGAGCCACAUACUACCGCUAAUAGCUAGGCCAGAAACUGAUCAGUGAUCAUUGGCUUGGCCUAAGCCAAGUCUUGUGACACCUUGAUUCCUGGACGAACAUCCUCGCACCCUCCCUAGAUGCCUUAAAGAGUAAUAGUGAUGUUGAUACAUAAUAUGAUCUUUCUGUUGUAGGCUGGUGUGACACAAAUCAUUCUGGCUGUCAGUUACAGAGCUGAGAUGUUGGAAAAAGAAAUGUCUACUCAUGCAGAGAGAGUGAGUCUUGCAUGGAGUCAUUCUCAUACCCCCCCCUCCCUUCUUACGCACAGUGCAACGAGGGGCUCUGGCCAAAUCCAUAACCUGAUACCAUAAAAACAUGGUAAGAAAACAAUAUACGGUGUUAGAACUAGCCAAUCAGAUGCCAGUUCGGAUAUGGAUUUGGCCAGUGGCCCUUGUCGCACCGCACGUAAGAAGGGCUCUGGGUACAAGAAUGGCGCUGACUGAACAUGAACGAGUAAAUGCCCUAGCUAGCCACUGAUGAAGGCAUCCUAAAAACAGAAUUGACUAUGCAAUGUAGUAAUAGCUAACUAUUUCAUUUUAAGCUUGGAAUAGAAAUCACUUUGUCUCUUGAGGAAGAGCCACUUGGAACAGGUAAUAUUCCUACCUUAGUAUGAUGUCCCUGACAGUGCAUUUGUUCACUGAUGACAUCACAACUAGGUGCCUUUUGGUCUCUCCCAAACACAAAAGCGAUGUUCUUUCAAAUAGGUUAAAUAUUCCAGAGACCAUCCAUACCUUGGGUCCCAUGGAGGAAAUUGAAAAUGACCUUCCUUCCCGUUCAGACUUCCAAAUUUUACUAUUAUCCUCCCUGGCAGAAAUUCAUUCUGUAGGGGUAGCGUGGAUUUUUUCUGGAAAUUGACCCAAUGUCUCCAUACAUGCAAAUUGAAUGCUUUAUAUUUGUAUUAUUUGACAGCUGGUCCACUUGCAUUAGCAAGAAAACAUCUCAAGGAAGAUAACGAACCAUUCUUUGUGCUGAAUAGUGAUGUCAUGUGUUCAUUCCCAUUUGCGGAAAUGGCGAAAUUUCAUAAGGCUCAUGGGAAGGAAGGGACGAUUAUGGUACUGUAUGAAUACUGUGUGGUCUUACUUUUUGAAGCAGAAGAGCACUAAAUCAUUUCCCAAGAGCAAAAGCAUGCAAGAACAAUCACCUCAAAAUUUGCUGAUAAUAAAAUUGCUUUAUUUUAUGAUGUAACAACAGGGCUUGCAAUAGCAGCUGAUCACCAAUCGAUGAUCAGCAAGAAAUUGUUUAUGAUUUAUGGAAAAGCAGGAAAGUCAUGACAUCGGGCACUUUGGGAAUGCCAUUUCAAACCCUGUAACAAGUUAUUAUAUUGUAGGUGACAAGAGUGGAAGAACCAUCGAAGUAUGGCGUGGUAGUUUAUGACCAAAAUUCAGGAAAAAUCUCAAAAUUUGUUGAAAAACCUCAAGUAUUUGUGGGCAAUCGAAUCAAUGCUGGAAUUUACAUGUUUAAUCCUAGUAUAUUAGAUAGGAUUGAGGUAAGAUAAUAAAAAUUGAAUGUAAUUCAAUUUCAUUAAAAAUACCCUGCACACUUAGUUACGUUUUGAAAAUAUCUGUUAUUUACCCCAUAGGGUCAUGUAGGAAUCCAUAUUGGAAUGUGCCAAAAACUAAUAGACAGUGCUGUAAAUGUCCUAUAGGAAUUCUAAUGGAAUAUCCUAUAAGAAAUUUAUGUAUUGUCCUGUAGGAACUCGUGCAGGAUUCUAUAGGAUUAAGUUCAAAUCACUAGUAAUUUUAAGAAUCUUAUAGAUUACUAAAGCUUUCAUUUUAAUAUAUUUUUUUAUUUAUUUUAAAUAAAUAUGUUUUAAUACUUUUAUGUUUCAGCUUAGGCCAACUUCAAUAGAGAAAGAAAUAUUUCCAGUUAUGGCAUCAGAAAGUUGUCUAUUUGCCAUGGACUUAGCAGGUUUGUCACAGUAGAAAGUUAGUUUAUUUAUAAUGGACAGUUAGUUCUAAGCUGUUCUCCCUAGAGGCCUUGGCCAGUCCCUUUAUUGGUCCAGUGUUACUACAGGAAGAAACCCAAUACCCAGUCAGAAAACCUCUGGUGUUUGGUAGACUCAAACUGGAAGCACUCUUCUCACAUACAGUUGAGAUGAAAUUAUAAUAAAGCACUUGCAUAGUGCAGGAAUGUCACAGUGGCGAAAGACUGAAAAUCAUAUACUGUAUUGUAAUUGUACACCAACCACCAACACAAACAUGUCAUAAAAGGUUUAAUCUUUACAUUGACAAGUUUUCAAUUCAAUUUCCAUGUGUUUUAAUUGCAGUAAAAUGAGAUAAACUUAUAUUUUUUCAGGAUUUUGGAUGGAUGUAGGUCAGCCUAAAGAUUUCUUGACAGGAAUGUGUAUGUACCUACAACAUUUGAAAGAAAAAUGUUCAGAAAAACUUUACCAAGGUUCUGGUGUCAUAGGAAACGUUUUAGUGGUAGGUGAAAGUUAUUCCAGCGAAUACAUUUGUAAAGGGGAGAAAUUUACACAGUUUGCCCAUAAAAGAAAAGAGUGAGAUGUUUUAUCUCGCUGUUUGUUCUAUAGACACUACUCUUGAUAUAUUCAAGUUUUCCCUCUAUUAGCCAUUCCGAAGUUGAUGAGUGGACGGGGGACGAGUGUUAAAAAGUGCCCAAACUAAGAAAUGAACCAAAUCACUAAAAAGACCACCUCAAAAUUAGUAAGUAUACAAAGUUUGAAGACGUUUACAUGAAUAUCCUUCGAAUAAUAAGCUUUCGAAAAUCGCGAUAUUUACUAUGAAAUGUAUUGUAAUUUUUUGUUUUUGGGACGCGCGUCCUAAAAACAGUCUUUUAAUCAGUAAUUCCACAUUUUUCGAAAGCUUAUUAUUCGAAGGGUAUUCAUGUAAACGUCUUAAAACUUUGUAUACUUACUAAUUUUGAGGUGGUCUUUUUAGUGAUUUGGUUCAUUUCUUAAUUUGGGCACUUUUUAACACUCGUCCCCAGUCCUCUCAUCAACUUCGGAAUAGCCAAUUCUUUUGUCAUCGGUUAGGAUCCGUCUGCAAGAAUUGGUGAAAAUUGUCGUAUUGGUCCAAAUGUCGUUAUUGGUCCUGGUGUUCACAUAGAAAACGGUAGGAACGCUGUAAGCUGUACUUCAGCUGACUUUGCUCUGUUUUCCACCGUAUCAGAACAUUGAGUGGAAGUUAUUAGGGCCUAAGGGGCGUACCAGUGGAAAAGUGAAGGGGUGGGGAGGGGAAUUUUCAGCUCGCACGAAUUUUUUUUCAGCUGUCUGCUGGAAUUUUUUUGCGGCAUUUUAAAAGUAUUUUUCAUUGCGUUUUCUCGUUGCACGAAUUUUAUUGAUUUUGUUUUUCUUUGCGCGAAUUUCACCAACCACACCCAAAAAAGAACAUUACAGUUGGCAGAAAAAAAGAGGGUCGGUAAGGAAACCACAGGAUUUUUUUUGUUAGGCCCUACGCUGAGUUUUAGUACGGUACGUUUGGAAGAGAAAAGGCAUGACAUUGACUCUUGUACAACAGGAAAUGUCCUAUUUAAUGUCACUGGAUACAUGUACUACUAUACUGACAAUGACAUAGCCUGCUCACAGUCUUAAUUUGCUAUACUACUCACAAUGUAUUAUUCUUUCAUGCAUGCUUUGUAGGUGUAUGUCUGACAAGGUGUGUUUUGUUAAAAAAUUCCACUGUGAAGUCACAUUCCUGGAUCAGUUCGUCUAUCAUCGGCUGGAAAUCAGUCGUAGGUCAAUGGGUAAGUAUUGAUGUAAAAAAUAAAGAAGUUUCUCCUUCGCAAAGAUUUUAAUAUUCAUUAUACAGUAUAAAUUGCGCUUGGCGUAACAUGGCAGAUGGAAGACGCGCUGUGAGUGUCCGAAGAUGAAAAGCGAAGCAAAGAUAUAGAUUUUUAUUCGACUGUAAACUUAUCUGCAAUCGUUUCACGUUCAAUUAAGUGUCAGUAAUAAAUCAUUUUAUAAUUCAGUAAAGAAUGAAAAGACCCAGACAUAUUUGGUGCGCAAAUACGACAAGAGGUGCUUGACUCCUUGAGCAUUCACAAAAAAAAAGCCGACACAGAAAAAAUGACAUUUUUGUCAUUACCACACACGUUUCUUAAAGUGGAAACGUUUGUCUGGGCAAAGGCAUUGCACUUUUACGUGGGUUUUUAUUGUAAGUUUCAACUAUGCAGUUUCUACUAAAAACGCCUUCAUUGCAGGCUAAUUUGAAGUGUUACAAAAGUAACUUGAUAUGUAUGUUGCAAUAAGGAAAUUGAUGUAAAACUGGAUUAUCUUGUUUCUAGCAGGUUUAUAAUGCUAACGUGCACAUAGUGUUCGCACUUUGGCGAAAAAAACAACACAAAAUACUUGUGGGAAUCAGGGGGUGGGAAAUCUUCAUACAACCAUAGGUAUUUUCAAAAAGGUGCGAGUUUUAGACCGGUCAGCUUUAAGUUUUUUUUAAGCCAAUUAAAAUUAGAUUAUUAAACGAAAGCAGCCUUGGAUCGCGUUUAAUUAAUAAAGAAUGGCUUCAACGUGCAUGCAUAUUAAAUGAUAUGACUCUCAAUGUACAAACGUCUAUAUGUGUGUGCAAACUUAAUCAAAAUGUCUACACGGAAUAACUUAAUUUGGUUUCAAAUUAAAAGCUGAUGCAAUAUAAUAAGAUCUGUAAUCCUAUAUAUAGUCAAGAAGGAUUAAACUCAUUGACCUGUCGUAUUCUUAGAGUUGCGUUGUGGCUCAUAGUGAACCAUUUUGUUUUGUUACCAGGUAAAGAUAUACACUGCUAGUAAAAUCUCACUCAAACCACCAUUCUACAGUAAAAAGUCACACAAAGAAGCAUAAUUUCAACAAGUUAAAAUUUAUUUACACAGUUUUAGCGAAAUAUUUAUAAUAUGUACACACCACACACCUCUUUUGUUAGGAGUUAGAGGUCAUUUUUUGAAUCAUUUUUGGGGAUAAUAUCUUUUGUUUUAUAUAUCAGUUUAUAUCAAAUAUAAUAGCUUAUGAAAAGAUCCAAUUAAGUAUACGUAUAAAAGACGGUUUGAUUGUAUAUCUAACAGUGUUCAAUACUGCGAAGCAAGCUUAUAUCAGUACGCGCUUUCUUGCUUUCAUACAGCUUUGUAUGCAGUAAACCUGUUGCCCUCGGCGUUACAACAGGGUAUAUAACAGUUAUAUAUAAAGUUUGACUGAGGCUGCGAUACAUCAAUCCAUAUAAACGCCAUACACAGUUCCAACAGCGAGGAGGCUCGAGUUCUCAUACGAAGCAGUGGCGUAGUUGUCUUUUUCACUGUCCCAGAUACAGCGACUUGCAACAUGCAAACCUUGCCCUCGCAGCUCACCGAUUGUAACAAAACACACAAUUUUAUACCGCUUGUAGUUCAACUGCUUAACUCGCUUCUCGAUUAAGUUCGACAAAGUUUUACAAUGCUCACGGCAACGAUUCGUGUCAUAGACGAGAUCUCCAAGCGUCGACAAAGUUUGCUGGAUUAUGGAACUGACCGUAGAUACCUCAAAGCGUUGGUCUGGUUCUGUUUUAUAAGUGUUUUGGUAGAUUCGUCUGGGUCUCAUGAGAGGUUGCAACGCAUUGCGUCCUGAAGAUAGAGACAGAUCCACGCUUAGCGCAGGCUCAUCGCAAUACGACAAGCACAUCGAGGUCGAGCGAUCACGCUGUCGUUGUUUUAGUUCCAUCAUCGUUUUUGAGUCGAACAACGAGAUACUUGGUCUUUUUUUCAUUUCGGGUUUCAAGAUUAUGUUCCCAGCAUGUAAACGCGGACUGCGUGAUACAGCAUUCGCCAUUUUCCCUUUGUUUUAAAUGUGAAUUUAUAGCUCCUCAUGAGGUGUUAAAACUAUAGCGUCUGGCCUACUUGUUUGUUUUCCUCAACUUUGAAAUAUGAGCUGGACGUGAGGGUGUCAAUAUAGUAUCCACGGAUUAAAUGGUAUCAGUUUACGUGCUAUUCAUAAACACAUACCUAAAUAUUAAUCCAUUAUCCAAAUACAAGGUUAAUUAAAGCAUUCUUUUGAGGUAAAAAUAAGUGGUACGUAGCCGUAGGGAUGUUCAAUGUAUUUUUGGUUUUGCAAAGAUCAGUGUUUGCAGCCAUGCAUGUAAACCAGUGGCUGUCAGCUUCCUUCCGAUCAACUCGAGUGUAUAAACAAUAUCUGAAUGCCCGUAGGAUAUUUUCCCAACUGGGGUAUCCGGCAUUCUACAUGUGGUUUUCACCUUUGGGAGUUGGGACAAGAGUUAGAGUUGGGACAGUCCUGCUCCCUUCUCAAGUGAAGCGUUCGCAGGCUAUGCAUUUAAUUUGCAGUUGCCUGAUUAUAAUUUCACCUCUGUGUAUGUAAGAAGAGUGCUUCCAGUUUGACUCCACUAAACACCUCGCGUUUUCUUUUCCUCUCCAAGUAACACUGGAUCAAUAAGAGAUGAUCCUUACUGGACCUUUAGGAAGAACAGUUUAGAACUGAUAGAGCUAUCAAACAUAAAUAAAGUUAGUUUAGUUUAGGUUUCCUCCUGUAGUAACACUGGAUCAAUAAGAGAUGACCCUUACUGGUUCUCUAAGAAGAACAGUUUAGAACUAAUAGAGUAAUCCAGUAUAAAUAAAGUUGUUUAGUUUAGGUUUCAUCCUGUAGUAACACUGGAACAAUAAGAGAUGAUCCUUACUGGACCUCUAGGAAGAACAGUGUAGAACUGAUAGAGCUAUCCAGUAUAAAUAGUUUAGUUUAGGUUUCCUCCUGUAGUAACACUGGAUCAAUAAGAGAUUGCCCUUACUGGUUCUCUAAGAAGAGCAGUUUAAAACUGAUGAGAGUCAUCCAGGAAACUAAGUCAGUUUAGUUCACCCUCGGCUGCGUUCUCAUCAGUUUUUAUGUAUUUUCAGGUUCGUAUGGAAGGUGUUUCAGUCCUUGGUGAGGAUGUGAUUGUGAAAGAUGAAGUGUAUGUUAAUGGUGGACGUAUUUUACCUCACAAAUCUAUCGGAGACUCGUGUCCGGAACCAAAAAUCAUCAUGUAGACACCUUAAUAACCACGUGAUAUCUAUACACUGAUCUCAAAACAUGACUGGGUGAUGCGAUUUCAUAUUUACUGACCAUGCAAUGGGCCCUUGGCAUGAUCCAGUGAUCGGAAUGUUGUCAUUUCAUUGUUUCAAAAAAUUUCCAUGCCAUAUAUUCAGACUAGUACUUGUAUUAGCAUUUCUGCAAAGGGCCUAUUGUUUUUGUUCUUACGUGUAAUAUAAUAUGAUUUAGAAUGGUCUAUAUUAACCUAUGAUAUUAACAUGUUUUCCGAUUGUCAGUUGAUCUCAAAGUAUUGGCUCACUUUCGGUUUCAUUUUGAAAACACGUAGUCCAGUAUGUUUUGAGACCAGUAUUUUUUAAUCAAACUAGUCGAAUUAUUGUAGCGUAUCUGCGGUAGUUCCAUCACAGAGACGUUGGCCAAACCAUUCAUGCAACGCAACGCAACUACAUUGUCAAGUUUUUGGGCGCACCUUAAUCGACGUUCUACAACAAACCCAAUGCCAAUUUGUAUGUUUAUAUUCCGUUGUUGACGCAAGCUAACCACUCGCGUUGAAUAGUGUAAAUUAACCUUUCUCACAGCCGAUUUUACCGCCAUUUUGGGGGUACUGCCUCUCCCAACAGUUACAACUUUUAAAGUUGCUUUUCAUGUUGUUUGAAUUCUCUAGAAUCUUUCACGAGGGCAGACAAAAAUGGCGAAUUUUAGCCUUCGUGAGAAAGGCUAAUUGGUUAAUUAAGACAUUUGGCUACAUCUUGUCCUAAAUAAUUUAGACAAUUAUUAAUUAAUUAAUUAAUUAGUUACACCUUACCUUAAUUACGGUAUAGUAAUUAAUGAAAUUAACGAGAAAAAAUGUUUGCUCUGCAGUUUCGUAAGUGUGCUUUCCUGGUGGUAUAUAGUCGUAGACAGUGUCAUUAAUGCGUGACGAAGAUCGGAGACUGGCCCCUUUUAUGACAUAAACAGCGAAAGUGGGUCCUUGAUGUUUUCCCAAUACUUUCAUGCAUGUAUAGAUAUAAAUCGCAGUUGAAACACUCAUGAAACAUUGAAACAUUCAUUUUCUGAUGCCCCAGUAACAAUUCGUGUCUUCUAACUCUGACCAACUCUCGUUUUCGUUUGACGAGGCCUUUACAACCAAUUAAAAACAGCCAAAUCAUAUCCCUUCUAAUCUCUGAAUCCCCUUCUAUAAAAAAUACCCUGAAUUUAACAUUACGUAACAUUACGUCAUUGUACUAAAAUGUAACCUGGGUUUCCCCCCAAAUAUCGGAAUAAAAUUGCAUGCCACAGCGUCCGACUGCCAAGUGUCUUCUUUUCCAGCAGCUAGAAAACGAAAGCGGUUCUCAGAGUUCGAAGAAAUUAAGGUUCAAAGCUGUUUUCUUGGUAAGUAAGAUGUAUUGGACAUGUGUAACAAACCAGGGGUGUUUUAAAAGCACGAAUGUUGGAAACUACAUUGAAAUUGUUGCGAAUUAUUUGCGUUGUUGCUCUUCCGGGCUUCGUCAUGAAAGGCAAAUUUUCGUGUAACUACGAAGGGUUUAAUUUAAAGCAAAUAUGUUCCAAAACCGAGUAAAAGUGUCAGUUUAAUAAACAUUCUUGUCUAACAGUUGAAAUUGCAAUUUGUGAAAGUGUUUACGGAAUAGAGUAUUGCACUUUCGAUAUUGUUAAUCUCUUUUGUGGUUUUGUUUGUGCGUUCGCUUCGUCACCGCUUUAAUACCACCCGUUGUUGUUCUAGAUUCGGUCAUUUUUGUUAUACUUCAAUAACGCAGUAUAUCUGUCGUACAGUGCAUGCAUCUAGGCCCAAACGAAAAGGCUGAGAGUCGAAAAUUUUGUAAGGCUACUGCAUGCUCAAAGCAACAGAGAAAUUUUAAUAAAGGAAUAUAGUAUUUGCUAUUUUGAGAAAUUUCCAGAUUUUCCUACGCAAUUUGUCACGUGACCCCAGUAAGAGUUUUUGAUUGGUGAAUAAAACUAUAUGUUGUCUAACAACUACAUAUAUGCAUCUGUGCCACAACAAUUUACCAGUAUUAGUCACUUGUUCAAUACAUUCUGAACCUGCAUAGGAUUCCACAAUCAAGCUGAAAUCAAUGCGUAUAUAUACAUGAAAAAACGUUUGUGUCAUUACUCAGGAAGUGGAAAUUAAUGACAUUUUAACUUGAUGUCUUCAAUGAAUUCAGAUUUUGUUAUGAUGUCUGAUAACGAGGACACUGUGUUUGUUGAGUGUGGUGAUGGUGACGCUAAUGAAAGAGAACCAAGCGUUGAAAUACUUCGUCAAAACUCGGGUGACCCAGAUAUGAGUGGUGAACGUCAAGACAUAGUCCAGGUACGCAAAAGCCUAGUAUACAGGCACAGAAUAAGACACACAGAAGGUUGACUCAGCCAAAUGUGCUUAUGAGAGACAUCCCCCCCCCCUAGACAUCUGCCAUUUUGAAUAUUAUCGGGGGGGUGAAUGCCUCUCAUACACGCACUGACUAGGACCAUGGCGUCAGCAUUUUGAUGACAAAUUACAGUUACGCCAAAAUUAUAGGGAAAAGCAAGAAGUUGGGCUUCUGUAUGCUCUCUAUUCUGUGAUACAGGUUUUCCAGUCAACUGGGAUAAUAUGGUUAAGCAAUUAAGCCAGAAUGUGCCCCAUUGUAUGUGGCCUACUUUGUUUUGUUAUUCUGCCUAACAGCUAGGUGUUGCAGGUGUUGAAUUGAAUUGAAAUAAUCUUUGUGGAGGAAGCCGUCGUCACCGCAAAGUGAUUUUAUACAGAUGGCUUAAAUACUCAUCUGACUGCAUGUUUGAUUUAGACGAUGAAGUUAUUUGUAACACUAUCUUUCUAAAACAUGUUGAAUAUUUUAGGCCUGUGAGGCAGUUAAAAAAGUGAAGGCAGCCAUACAAUACCCUGAUGAUGAAUCUUUGCAAGAGGCACUGGAUAAAAUCAAAGAGCGACCACGCAUUGGUAAAAUUAUUUAACCUGAUCAUUUAAAGCUGCAAAUUAUGCCAGAUUAUAAAUCAAUCUUCAAUGGUUAUAAUUAUUUACUAUCAUUCAUUGAAUAUAGAUGCUGAAUUUCAAGAAAAGAUUACCAUUCUUCAAAGUAUCCUAGACGUGGAGAAGUAUUCCCCAUUCCAUGAUGUUGUUGAAGAAGUCCUAGGUAUGUAAUCACUAGAUGGCACGUACGUAAUUUAAUUCUAGUCAACUUACUUUAAUUCUAAGACUUUUGAUUCUAUUUCCACAGAACAACUGACUGAUGCCCAAGAAAGAGCGAGGACAGGCAAGACAUCACUAAGUCGACCAAUAGAAAUUCUGAACGAAGUCUUGCCAGUCUUUGAGAAGGCAUGCUCAGUUUACACAGAAAAGGUUGAAUCAUCGCCUCGAGUUAAUCAGAUUUUAAGGGAGCUCGAAAAGAUUCGGAUCGAGCUGAAGGAAUGUGAACAAAUUGACGUUGGAGAUGUUGAAAAGGCAAAGAAGCUGGAAAGGAAGGGUGAAAAAAUGCUUGGUAAGUCAAAUAUGAUUUUGGUUGUUAACCCUGGGCAUGCAUAUUCAUGUUGCUUGUAGUUGCUCAUUUGAUAAGUGUGACACAAGGCAGGAUUUUGGUGGAAAUAGUGGGGGAGGUGCGAAAAAAUUUAGGAGAGGUGCAGCGAUCUAGCUCAUGAUCCCCAUGGAAAGUUAGAGCUUAGAACGAUGUGACAUAUGCUUGUAGGGUUAUAUGUAUAAUUAGUGUAUUAAUGAACUAUGACUGUACAACUCAUCCAAUUUUGCUCUUCAAUCAUUACAAAUACUACAAAGUUUCUUUCAAAACAUCACAUUAAAAGGGUACUUGACACAGAGAUGAAUGGCUAUCACUGUUUCAAUUUUACACAAAAACUUUCUUACGAAUUGUAGACCCUAAGCAACCAAAAAAUUUCAAAUUUUCACUUUAAUUGAAUCUAUCAUUGAAACUUUUCCAAGGGUAGGUGCAUGACUUUUCACGGGAGGUGCAAAAAUUGUCAGGGGAGGUGCAAACAAUCUCAGGGGAGGUCAGGGGAGGUGCACACCUCCCCUCAAAAUCCAGCCAUGGUGUGGCAACCACCAUUUAAUGAUACCCUGGGAUCGGUUUAUAAAACGCUUAAUUUUUUAUACAACCAACUGUUGCAUGUACACAUGCUAAGAUCGUUAUUUCAAUCACACAGAGGAGGCAGUGCAGCACAGCAUUGAUGAUGUUGAAAGAGUGAAAGGAAAGAUCCAAGAAGAAGAAGUAGCUGGAAUACUCAGAAAGUUUGAAGACGCAAGAAAGGAAACAAACGACAGAAUGGAUUUUCUCACGGGAGAUUUUGAACAGAUGAAAAACAACUGCGCAGAUGACAUCCAACUGACUGGUAUGGUACACAAGAUAUUGUUCAGUACACCAUCUUAUUGAAUGUACUUCAAACUAAGGUGUUGUUUUCCUUCGUUUUACUUUUUAGAGCGUACUCUACAAAUUGAGAUUAGAAGCAAAGAAAGUGCCCGCGUGAAGUUUGAAGACAAAGACAAGAAACUGGAUGAAGAGAUCAGAGUUGAGAUGGACAAAGAAGAAGCAAUACGAAGACAGCUGGAAGAAAUUCAAGAAAAUCGUAGAGUUCUGGAAGAAGAUCGAGAAAUUAGGAGACAGAUGCAGAAUAAGGCUGAUGUGGUAAGGAUUCUGUCCACCAUACAAUACCAUGACUUACCAUACUAUACCAUACCAUAACUAUACCAUAACCAUACCAUAACCAUACCAUACCAUACCAUACCAUAACCAUACAAUAACCAUACAAUAACCAUAUCAUAUCAUACCAUAACCAUACAAUAACCAUACCAUAACCAUACCAUCACUAUACCAUAAUCAUACAAUACCAUAACCAUACAAUAACCAUACCAUAACCAUACCAUAACCAUACCAUAACCAUACAAUAACCAUACAAUAACCAUACCAUAACUAUACCAUAACCAUACCAUAACCAUACCAUACCAUACCAUAACCAUACAAUAACCAUAAUCAUGCCACCAUAAUCAUACCACACCAUACUGUACUAUACCAAGGCAUGCCAUUCCUUAGCAUCUCACACCACUUAUUAGCAUUAGCUAAUCAUACCAUAAAUAAAAAUUAUCAUUAUACCAUACCAUGUAUGACAGACAUAAAUGAACCAACAUUAACCCUUUCUCCUUUCUCAAGGUGCACAAACAAGCAGAAGACGAAUUGCAACAAUUGUUGACAAACCUAAAUGAUCUCUUGGCCAAAGUUGACAUUGCAAAUGUUGUACUCAAACAGACAAAAGGUAUGAACAAAUUGCUUUGUUAUAUACCAAUUUCAACAUCUUGUUUGCAUGUCUUUAACUAAUUCUGUUCUAUUUAUUAUUAAGAUGUCUGCAAUAUGCUCUUCAACAAAGCGGUGGAAAGCAAGAACAUGCAAAAUCGAGAUUUGGAAAAUGUUUUGGUUCUCACGAAGAAAAACAGACACAAUGCUUUGAUUGCUCAAGGUGUGAACUGCCUCAACAUUCAGGAACGAGAAAAAGGCACAAUUGAGAUGUUGAAGGAUAAGGUAGGAGAAGAAAAGCUGUCACUGUGCUGAGUGGUUAUAUUACUACCUGAAAUAAACAAGCAGAAACUCGACGUUUCGAGCGAAAGCCCUUCCUCAAGAAUUAGUAGAAACUAACUCUUGACGAAGGGCCUUCGCUCGAAACGUCGAGUUUCUGCUUGUUUAUUUCAGGUAGUAGUUCAGUUCAUAAUGCUCAUAAUCUAAACAAAAACUAUAUAUAACUCAAAAACACUAGUAUCCACCAAUCUGGGAGGGUGGGUGGGGGUAACUGCUUACGAUGUGCAAAAAACUAAAAGAUGCCAAAGUGUGCCAAAGUCACUUAUCAUGUGACUUUAUACAACUUAUGUGACCUAACACCCCAGUAUGAGAAACCUGUUUCUCGCUUAUUUCGUAAACUCAGACAGCGAGAAACUCAAAAAAAGUUAAAUUGAACCACUAAGGCUGCGAGAAAAGGAGAGCUCAAGACGUCCAGCUUAACACUGGACUAUAGUAAGGACUGGCCCGUACUAGCGAGAACAGUUUGGAACCGGUUAUCCAGUUUAAACAACAGAUGGAUUAAGAUUGAUGGUUAACUGCAAAGUUCAAGUCGUAUUUUGAGGUCUACUGUUAGGACUGUUAACGUACGUUUACAGUACACACUGCGAUCAAUCGGCGCGUGCUAGGUUUAGCUCAUCAGAUCUUAAGUUUGCUAAUGUCGCUAGAUGAAUUGGUCUGACAAAUCGCAACGUGUAAACGUACGCUUUUUAACUGUUCGAAGUUAGGACAAAUUGUGCAUCAAAGUUGAAGCAUGAUUUAAAACAUGUAGAACUUACCUUGCGAUUUGAAGUUGUACGUUUGCAGUCUGCCGUAAUUCGUGAACGUUAAUUAGUUUAUAGUUAAAAUUGGGGUCUGGUCUUUUAACUUUUUUCUUAGCAAACGUACCUGUCACAUUUGCGUUUGUUGUAGAUCAAGAAGAAGAAAGUGAAACUACAUGAUAUGCUGAAAAAACAUUUGGCAACCGAGGCGAAGAAACUCUCGGAAAAAAUCAAAACGAUGAUGAGUGAUCAUGACACGAGUAAGAAAACUCUGGAAAAAGUGAAUGAAAAGUUGCUGAUUUUGAAACAACAAAUUUCUGACGUGCAGAGAGAGCUGGAUGCAGCUGGAGUAUUCUAUGUUACUUUGCAACAAAAGUGUAAGUCUAUGGAAAUUUGCGUGUGAAAAUCUCUACAAAAAACCUAUCUAUCUAAUUAAAAUUAGCCCCUAUCGAACGGAUGCUCAAAAACCUCGAUAUUUAUCCAAUCAUAUACCUUCUCACUGACAUAUGUAAUGGACGUAUACAUAAAGGAAGCUGGACAACUCGGCCCACUGACCAACUCGGCUCAUACCAUCUUGACUUAAUCUAAUUAAAGAAUCUAUCGAAGUUUCAAAUUCUCGAUCUGUCCUUUUUGAUACUAAAUUACUGAUCAUUCAAAUCUCUCUCAAAAUUUGCAAAGAUAUAGAUCACAGUCAUGGUUCCUAGCUUGCUUAAUGGUUAGAUUAGUCAGUGUACAAGCGGGCGGAGUUGGUCCUUGAAUGGUUGGCAGAGUUGGUUAGUGGGCCGAGUUGACUGUAAAGCGUACACAUAAAUUUGUGGUUAAUGCAACUGGACUGGACGUUGGUUAGAGCGCUGCAUCGGAAUCGCAGUGCUGACCAUACCUGACGGGGGGGGGGGCUGGUUCUCAACCUCAUACCUAGGCUCUUUCCACUACACAGUGGGUACGAGGCCAAGUCAUCCACCACCUUUAGCGCCGCCCUUGGUUACAUUCAAGGAUACUGGACGAUGUGAACCAACAAGCUGUAAAUCUUAAUACUGUCUGGUUACCAAUAGUUUUAUGUUUUUUUUUCAACAGAUGCUGAAUUCAAGAAGUUAGACGAAGGUGAUGAUGGCCAAUCCUUGACUUCUUUGCCUUCUCUUCCUUGA